AUGUGUUCGCAUCGAAGAGAGGAGGUAAGGAUGCAUACAGCAAGGUGCUUAUCUAUUUUCUAUUUGAAAAAUAGAAAAUUGUUCUAUGAAAAGGAUUUAUUGAAGUACCUGAAGAUCCUACUCCAGGACCAGAAAGAAGGCGUCGUGGUUUCUGCACUAAAGGCUCUUGUGGUUAUUGAGUGUAGAGAAAGCGCCAUUAGUAUUCAGGAUGUCCUUAUGAUUGCACAGGGUUUUUGGGAGAGGGGAUGCAACGAUGGACUGCGAAGUGCCCUGAAUAUUUUGAAAUAUAAGGAAGUGAACGAGGCUGCCAAAAGUCUAUUGCUAAAAACAUUAAGGGCAACGACAUAA
This is a messenger RNA of Vittaforma corneae ATCC 50505, 348 nucleotides long. RefSeq lists its product as uncharacterized. The record is from RefSeq and is a predicted model, not a curated record. The transcript has a single exon. The coding region runs from base 1 to 348 and encodes 115 amino acids. Lineage: Eukaryota; Fungi; Microsporidia; Nosematidae.